Messenger RNA from Humulus lupulus (European hop), 459 nucleotides. RefSeq lists its product as uncharacterized. NCBI's taxonomy places the organism in Eukaryota, Viridiplantae, Streptophyta, Magnoliopsida, Rosales, Cannabaceae. The record is from RefSeq and is a predicted model, not a curated record. The transcript has a single exon. The coding region runs from base 1 to 459 and encodes 152 amino acids.
AUGGCCACUUAUGUGAAAUUCUUGAAGGAUAUCUUGACUAAGAAAAGAAGACUUGGGGAGUUUGAGACAAUUGCUUUGAUGGAGAGUUGUAGUGCCAUUUUGACAAACAAGAUUCCACCAAAGCUAAAAGAUCCGGGAAGCUUCACAAAUCCAAUUUCUAUCGAAGACCAUGAUGUUGGAAGAGCUCUUUGUGACUUAGGGGCGAGCAUUAACUUGAUGCCUAUGUCUAUCUUCAAGAAGUUGGGUAUUGUGGAAGAAAGAACUACCACGUUGACCUUGCAAUUAGCAGAUCAGUCCAUUACCCACCCUGAAGGAAAAAUUGAAGAAUUUUUUGUGAAGGUAGACAAGUUUACUUUCCUAGCGGACUUCAUUUUUCUAGAUUAUGGGGCAAAUAGAGAGGUUCCAAUCAUUUUGGGGAGAGUGUUCCUUGCCACAGGGUGGACUUUAAUUGGUGUUUAA